AUGGAGGUGCAGGACAGGAGUCGCUCUCCGUCCCGCAGGACCAGCCGGGUGGAGCAGGUGGUGGGACGAUGGCUGAGGCGGUCCAGAGACUUGGGCAGCAGGUCUCACUCCCUGAGCAGAGAUCGGGUUGCAGCGGACGGGAAGGCAGCAGAGUCCGGCGGCUCCGAUCAGAGGAACUAUCCCUUCCGCUUCAACGUCCAGAUCCAGCGGGACCCGAACCUGGACUCCCACGGCCUCACGCUGUCCUCCCAGACCCCCAUCCUGGUGCAGGAGGUCACCCCAGGUGGUCCUGCAGAUGGCCGGCUCGUCCCUGGCGACCAGCUCGUGAAGAUCAAUAACGUCGCUGUCGAUGACCUGACCCCGGAGCAAGCUGCUGAAAUAAUCAGGGAGUGUCAAGACACGUUGACGAUGACGGUCCUCAGAAUCAUGCUGGGCCCAAAGUCGUCGUUCAUCACACCCGAGAAGAGGGCCAAGCUCAGGUCCAACCCCGUCAAAGUCCACUUCGCUGAGGAGGUGGAAGUCAACGGACACUCUCAGGGGAACUCGCUGCUCUUCCUGCCCAACGUGCUGAAGGUGUAUCUGGAGAACGGGCAGACCAAGGCCUUCAAGUUCGAGCCGAGCACCACGGUCAAGGACAUCGUGAUGACGCUGAAGGAAAAGCUUUCUCUGAGCCGCAUCGAGCAUUUCUCUCUGGUGCUGGAGCAGAAGCACAGCAUCAGCAAACUCCUGCUGCUGCACGAUGAGGAGAGGAUACAGCAGGUGGUCCAGAAGAAGGAGGCCCACGACUACAGGUGUCUGUUCCGGGUCUGCUUCAUGCCCAAAAACCUCCAGACGCUGCUGCAGGAGGAUCCCACCGCCUUCGAGUACCUUUACCUGCAGGGGGUGAACGAUGUGCUGCAGGAGCGCUUUGCGGUGGAGAUGAGGUGCAACACCGCCCUGAGACUGGCCGCGCUGCACAUUCAGGAGAGACUGGCCAGCUGUGGGCAGUCGCCCAAGAUCAACCUGAAGAUGAUCACGAAGACUUGGGGCAUCGAGAACUUUGUUUCAUCCACCUUGCUGAGAAACAUGCGGGAAAAAGAUCUAAGGAAGGCCAUCGGCUACCACAUGAAGAAGAGCCAGACGCAGCACGAUCCCAAGCAGAAGGGCGUGUCGGUGGAUCAGGCGCGAAUCAACUACCUGGAGGAGCUCAACGACCUCAAGUCCUUCGGAGGGAAAUCCUUCGGCGCCACCAUGAUGCUCCAGGACAGGGAGUCGAUGGUGACCCUGCUGGUGGGGGCGCGCUACGGCGUGAGUCAGGUGGUCAACCACAAGCUGAGCAUCCUGUCCACGCUCACCGAAUUCACCAGCAUCACACGCAUCGAGCUGCUGCCUGAAUCCGACAAGGUCAGCCUGGUCAAAAUAUACCUGCAGGACAUCAAGCCCAUCACUCUGCUGUUGGAGUCAGCAGCAGCUAAGGAUAUGUCCUGCCUCAUCGCCGGCUACUGUCGAGUUUUUGUUGACCCCAACCUCAACAUCUUUCCCUGGAUAGAUGACUCCAAGAAGCACAGAGUCUCUGCUGAGGAAGGUUACGUGUCACGAUGCGGCAGCGACUCGGACUCCUCCUCAGACUUGGACAUGGAGCCUCUGGUCCACCUGGUGUCCCACGAGGAGAGGCCCUGCCCUCGUCUCAGAUCCUCAUCGGACCCCGACGGACGGAGGAGGAAAGACAGGGACAGGAGGAGAAGCAGAGACGGCAAAGAGAAGGGAGAUAAACCAUGGGAGGAUAGAAAAGUGAGAGAAGAAAAGGAUGCCGACACGGAAAAGAGGAAGCCUCCACCGGACGGCAAGAGCAACGCCACGGAGCAGAAGGAGGAGGUCAAAGGAACGCAGGAUGGAGGACAGGCACAAGUUCAGAUCACCGACAGCGAGGCGGGUGGAAAAGCUGGACAAGGAGGGAAGGCUGUAGGUGGAGAGGAGGUUCGAGCAGCAGAGGAGCAGCCGUCGGCGUCAGAAGCUUCAGAUUCGUGUCACACCGACUCUCGGGUCCUCACCAGCCCCUCCAGCGACUCCCUGGACGCCCUGGAGGAAGACGACUUGAUUUCCUGCUCCUCCUCCUCUGUCCAUCCCUCACACACUUCCCAUCAGCUCCACCCGUACCCCCAGAGGCACGCCCAGCCUCACCUCCUCACCCCUCCGCCGGCUCACUCCCACCCCGUCGUCGUGGCUCAGGGAGGAGGCUGCAGGAGGUCGGGCGACGGAGCCGACCCCCAGCUGGUCGCCUCCGCCUCCUCCCAGAGCCUCCACCGCGCCCAGAAGUGUUCGGGUAACCUCUGCUCCGACGACAGCUCCCUGUGCUUCGCCGAGCUCUCCCGCCUCGUCGACUUCCUGCCGAGCCCCCCGGAGGCCAGCGAGGAAGACGACGACGAAGAGGACGAGCUGAGGAGGAGGAGGAGGAGGGAGAUGCUGAAGGAAAUGGAGGCGGCCAUGAGACGAGCGGGCGAAGGCGGUUUGAAGGAGCACCUGCUGUCCCCGUCCCCGUCCUCCCCCUCCUCCCACGUGGACUUUGUGUUUAACUUUGACCAAAGCGACGCUCGCUGCUACUACAACCUCUGCUCCAACAUCACCCCGGACAGCGCUCGCAGCCCCCCGAAGAACGAAGGAGAAGACUGCAAGGAGGCGGAGGGAGAUGGGGCCAAAGCCGAAGGCCUGGAGCCGAUCCCCAUCCUGCAGCCGCCGCCCGGCUUCGGCGACAGCAGCUCCGACGACGAGUUCUUCGACGCCAGGGAUCGCUUCACCUCGCCAGAAGACCCAACGUCAGGGGCCGUGCCAAGAGAUAUCUGCACAGAGAUGAAGCUGGACCUCCUCAGCACACUCAGCCUCAGCGACAUCAGAGUCUGUGUGGCGGAAGCAGAAAAAGAUGGAAAAGCAGAAGUGGACAGAAAAGGCGAGGAAGAGGGAAACAGAGAGGCGUUUCUCCAGCUCAGGAAAAGGUCCCGCAAGCGACGUUCAUUCAUGGAAACCGACUUCACCUCCAGGGUGUCGUAUCCAGAACCUGAUCCAGAAUCAAAGCAGGACCUGGCCUCCAGCAGGCUUCACAAAACCAUUUUGGCAGAAGAGAGUGACGCUCAGGUCCUCAGUUCAGAUCCAGAACCUUCGGAGCAAACCCAGAAUCCAAGUCCUACCGUCUCCUCUCUCACUCACUCUGAGGGGGAACCGGCCCAACUCGAGUCCAAACCCAUCCUGUCGAAACUCUGCUCACUUGCACCGGGCUCUCGUUCUGGUUUCAGGUCUCAUGAGCAGAGCCUGGACCAAAAGUCGCCCUCCAGAACCAGGAAGCAAGACAUGGAGAUGGAGCCCGACGCGAUGGAGUCGAAGUCGGUGACGGAUUUGGUGAAAGCGGCGUCUCCCACCAUCACUGUCGUCCGCUGCAGGGUGGAUCCAGACGGGAAGGAGAGUGCCGAUCGGAGGGGUGAUGGAAAGGAGGAAGGGGAGGAACAGGAGGAGAUGGGUGAGGCCAAAGAGGAUGAAGAAAAAGAGGAACCCAACGGCGUGACGGGCAACGGACCGUUCACUAGUCAUUUGUUUUUGCCAGAAACCACUGAAAAUAAGGACAAGAAGAAAGAGGCGGUGGUGGGAUACUCGUCCAGCUCAAAGAGACCCCUCGUUGGUGCUCUGAGUCCACCAGACACAUGUUUAACAGAUGUGAAUAAAAAGGGUAGUAAUGGACUUUUGGUAUCCCAUGUGAUUGGUCCUGACAUAAACACAUACGUUGAGGAAUACAUGCUUGAGAAGUCAAACCCUAAGUCAUACUCACCACCGCCUCCACCUCCUUCUUCCCCUCUACCUCCAUCACCGGUUCCACAAAAAAGCCCGGUGAAAGAGGAAGGAGGCGACGAAAAAUCAGCAAACAAACUCCCCAUUUCAAAUCACGAGGAGAUGAGUAAUAACACUAACAAAACACAGUCGCGUGUUGAAGUCGCAACCAGCGUUAACGACGCUAGUUCUAAUGUUAGCGACGAAGUUACAGACAGCACCAAUUCAGACAACGUUUUUGAAGAUGACGAUGAAGAAGCCAGUAAUUCCUUAGUUUCUUGUUCAAGUGACAAGAGAGAUGACAGGACUGCGGCUGCGAAGCAAAGCAUAGGUAAAGGUGAGCCACAAGUCAAGCCUCGUCCAAGUUCUGAAGCUCAUGCAAGGAUUAAUUCUGUUAAUUCCGAUUACACUCGAGCUAUAAACUCGAUCACGGCGAAGCUUGGAGCCGCAACAAGCGCCACGUCUCCUGCUUUUAAUUCAGGUGCUAAAUUGAAAAACGAUGUUGCAAAUCAAAGUGUCGAUCAACCGAGUAGUGAUUCCACCGUGCUGAGUGCAAAGGCUGAAGAAAGUUCAGCUACUCCUAGCUUAGCAAAGGCUAACACGGCUACCAUCCAAGAUCUCUCCAAAGAACCUCCAUCUCCAUCCCACUUCCUCUUCCAGCCCUGUUCCCCAAGCAUCAUGGGACGACUAUCCGCCUCAACUCUCAGGGGGAAGAUCCAACAGCUGCCCCUUUAUUUAUCUCGAUCCCAAGAAACUCUGAAUCAAGCCGGUGCUGGAAAUAUAAACCCGAGUCCUGCUAAAGACAAUAGUAAGAGCGACGCAGAGAUCACCAUCAAAGUAACCGACGUUCACGAUGUCACGCAAACAGUUGACUUAGAAACCGGCGCAACUGCAGAAACAGUGGAGUCAGACGAUUCCGAUACAACGCUCACCGGAUCUGAGGUUGACGGGGAGUUUGUUGCAGAAAUACCCUCAGCGAAGAGGGUAAACUCUGGAUCAGAGGUGAACAAAGUAAGAUCUGAGCUGCCUGUUCAGACUGAGCCCAAACCCCAAGAACGGAAUCAGCUCUUGUACUCCAACAAGAACACACCAGGUCCCAUAACGGAGCCUCCAGCCUCCAUCGUGAGCCACCUCCAAAGAAGCCCGAAUGCAGACACUCCUGGGCCUGUAAAAGACGCUCCAGAACCAAACAGCAAAGUCCCGAGUCCAGACGAAGACAUCCCAGGUUUUAAAAUGAGCAAUCAGUCACCUUCCAUCCCCCCUCCGAUAGUGGUGACCACGCAGAAUCUGAACGGACCAGGACUUCCUUUUCAUAGUCAAAAAGUGAGAAGGACCAGUAGCGACAGGCCUCUCAUGGGUCUCUGUCGGCCUUUAGAGAAGAAUUCAGACUCAACAAAGACGCUUUCCUCUGGCUGCAGAGUGUUUACCAUCUGUGAGGAUCAGGAGGCCAAGACUCCAGCUGAUGCUGGGUCAGCUCCCCUCCUGAAGUCGGAGUUUAGUUGUGGUUCUGUUCUAGCGUCUGGAUGUGAGUCGGUCGUGGAGGGGGUGCAGGUGCCGCUGGAUGCUUGCGGCUGCCCGGCGGUUUAUACCAACUGCUUCAGCGGGGGGGACAGCUUUGACGACGAGCUGACGGUCUACGAGUUCUCGUGCCGGACGCAGAGCAGCGGCGUUACCCAGACCUCCGGGGCAGGCCUUCCCCUCAUGACCUCCGCCCCUGUUCCCUCCUUCCUCUCCACCUCCUCCAGCCACCACUCCCCAUCAUUCCCGCGCUCCAUCCUCUUCUCCUCCUCCACCUCCGAGCUCAGCCCUCUCCUCUCGCCGCUGUCCGACUCCUCCGAUUCGUUCAUGUCUCAAACGCACAAAGACACCAUCGGCCGGCUCGGUCAGCAGCGCUACCCUGAACCCCCCGCGGGUUUCCAGGUGCUCCGCGUCGACGUGGACCAGCUCCUUUCCAUCCUGGAAAGCAGCGGCAGCGCUGUGGCAGGUCACGGAGGCCGCCACCCACGAGACACAUGCCCCGCCCACUUCACGGAGAACAAGCGGGUGCUCCAGAUAGAGGCGCGCCGGCUGAUGUCAGGCUGCCAGAAGGUGGUGGGGAUCGGACAGAGCCCCGAGGAGAUGCUCCACUCCCUCGCCGACAGCUUCCGGACCCUGGUGGAGCUGGCGGGUAUUUGCCUCUGGUUCUCCGGCUGCGACAGGUGCGACCGCAGGAACGCAGAGGCGGUCGCAGGCCUGGCGGACGUGGCUCGGUCAUUCAGGGACUUCUGCCUGGCGGCGGAGCGGGCCAGCAGCAAGCGCAGCUGCCAGGACCUGAGCACCAAGCUGCUGGCCAAACAGUGCACGGCGCUCACCGCCUCCGUCUUCUGCCUCACCCAGCUGUUCCGCACCCUCACCGCACUAUGAGUGGACCGCAGCCUCGGAGGACUUUUAGGAACGCUGUAGCUCCACAGACAUGAGGUCAUCUGCAGCAGCUGUGAGCGGAGUUUGACCCGGCAUGUUCAGAUCGGGCAGGUAGAGCUUGAGGCACAAAAAACUCUCAACAGCAUCAAGCCGCGGAGGGCGAGAGAUCGUUGAGGUGCAUGUGAUGACUGACUCUAUGUCCAGACAGUCGGAGUGGUGCGAGCUGCAAACAAGCCGAAUCCACUUGCAUUCCAGUGUCGAGGAACUGAUGUACUUGAAUGUAUUCCAUGUUACCAGUUUAUUUAUUUAAUUCAUGAGUUACUCCGGUGCGUCUGCGAGGAAUGUCGAGGAAGGGAGAAACUUGGUUAAUGUUUACAGGCAAAGAGCUUUAGACUAAAGAGUCGCAGUGUGUGGAAGUCGUGGGCCUUUUACACACAAACACAAGCACACGCAGAGCAAAUCCGUCUCUGAUUCGUCAUCCGUUCAUACACAGGCCUUUUUGUUUCAACCACGUUUUAGUUUCACUUCGAUCUCCUGAUGAGAAACACAACAAGUUCCUGA
This is a messenger RNA of Stegastes partitus (bicolor damselfish), 6753 nucleotides long. RefSeq names its product FERM and PDZ domain containing 1a (gene frmpd1a). The record is from RefSeq and is a predicted model, not a curated record. Gene Ontology annotation, molecular function: protein binding. NCBI's taxonomy places the organism in Eukaryota, Metazoa, Chordata, Actinopteri, Pomacentridae. Gene Ontology annotation, cellular component: cytoskeleton. Bases 1 to 6195 code for a protein of 2064 amino acids. Gene Ontology annotation, biological process: signal transduction. The transcript has 14 exons.